UGUAUUUCUAAGACGCACAGAGCGGUUGCGCAUCAUCCAGUAGUUUUUAUCCACCGCGGCCACAGCGCUUGUUCUCAGCUCAGUUUGAAGCUUUUCCAUUUUUCUUUUUAAAUAUCCCUACAAAGCUGCAUCUAUGGCUUUGCCGGACAGUGGUUUAUGUGGGGAGGAGGUCCCUUUCCCAGAGAUCAUAGAGCUGAAUGUUGGCGGCCAGGUGUACAUAACGCGCUACUCUACCCUCACCAGUGUGCCAGACUCUCUGCUGUGGGAGAUGUUCAGUCAGAAGUCAUCCAAGGGGCUGGCGAGGGACACCAAGGGGCGUUUCUUUGUGGACCGCGAUGGCUUUCUGUUCCGCUACAUUCUGGACUACAUGCGGGACCAGCAGCUGGUUCUACCGGACCACUUCCCGGAGCGCGGGCGCCUGCAGCGGGAGGCUGAGUUUUUCAACCUGCCGGAGCUCGUUAAGCAGCUGGCGCCCAAAAUAAGCAAGCAGAACUCACUGGGAGACGAGGGCUGCCCCAGCGACCCGGAGGACUCCUCACCUGGGAUCGACUCAGCGCGCAGCCUGGGGUCCCUGGGGGCCGCGGCCGCCGCGUGCGCCAGCCUGGUCCCCAGCGCCAUGGACGGGAAGCGCGCUGGGUUCAUCACCAUUGGCUACCGGGGCUCCUACACUCUUGGCCGCGACAGCCACACCGAUGCCAAGUUCCGGCGGGUGGCUCGGAUCAUGGUGUGCGGGAAGACCUCUCUGGCCAAAGAGGUGUUCGGGGAGACCCUAAACGAGAGCCGUGACCCAGACCGCCCCCCUGAGCGCUACACCUCCCGCUACUACCUGAAGUUCACCUUUCUGGAGCAGGCCUUUGACAAGCUGGCAGACGCAGGCUUCCACAUGGUGGCCUGUAACUCCACAGGAACCUGCGCCUUUGCCCACGAGCAGACAGACGACAAGAUCUGGACCAGCUACACUGAAUAUGUGUUCUACCGUGAGUGACAUCAGCGGCUUUAUUCCCCUGGCCCCCCUCCACCCUGUCUCCAACAGACCCCCCCUCUCCUCCAGCCAUCCCCUCUCUGAUGGCUUUGGUCCAGUAGAUGUACAGUGCUAGAUGUUGUGUGCCCCCCCCCCACCCUACCACUUCAUUUUACUUUGCAGCUUCCAGCUCUUAUCCUUUGAACAGUUCCCAGCUGCCGCUCUGAAUCUUCACCCCACUUAUUCCUGCGACUCCAAUCCUUCAACCCCAAAUCCAUCCUCAGGUCCAGCUUUAUGCCCUCUUCCAUCGCCUGCUCAUCUAGUUAUAGUCCCCAAAAACUCAGCCGCAGCAAUCCCUCACCCCUGUCUGCUCAGACUGAUACCUUCUAUGUAUUCUCUUUUGUAUCCCACGUUUGAAUAUAUGUUCCAUUUGUCCUGGUGAAGCACAACGACGUAUCCAACAGCCAAUUUCUUUCUUAAAAAACGUGCCCUGAGUGUGCCUAUGUGACUAUUAAACUCAGUCAUAGGGGGGUUCAAAUAAAAGGGCUGAAUGAGUUGUAGUCAUGCACAAAGCUUACUCGAGCAGAUCGGACUCUCUGCAGCUUCUCAGAACUAAAUUACCAAAUAAUUGGACAUCCUAUCAGCCUAGAGGGACAUGAGCAUCCCCAGCUCAAGAUAGGAGUGUAAUCUAAUUUCCUUAAUUUUAAAAAAAUAAUUAUUUUAUCAAAUGUGUCUUGUAUUGUUAGGUUGGGGAAUGUGCUGUUGUCAAUCUGCAUUUUUUUUUUUU
Messenger RNA from Cyprinodon variegatus (sheepshead minnow), 1748 nucleotides. RefSeq names its product BTB/POZ domain-containing protein KCTD12-like. Gene Ontology annotation, biological process: protein homooligomerization; regulation of G protein-coupled receptor signaling pathway. The coding region runs from base 134 to 985 and encodes 283 amino acids. NCBI's taxonomy places the organism in Eukaryota, Metazoa, Chordata, Actinopteri, Cyprinodontiformes, Cyprinodontidae. The transcript has a single exon. The record is from RefSeq and is a predicted model, not a curated record. Gene Ontology annotation, molecular function: protein binding.